Acaulospora morrowiae is the source of this 745-nucleotide messenger RNA. The record is from the annotation of a GenBank genome assembly. Lineage: Eukaryota; Fungi; Glomeromycota; Glomeromycetes; Diversisporales; Acaulosporaceae.
AAAAGCUGGAGAAGAUCCAUCAGAUUGGGUCUUAGAAUUCAAGAGAUUUGUAAUUGCAUCUCGAAUAAACGUUAUAGCUGGUGCAGGAGGAGUUGCUGGCUUAACAGGUAUUAAUGCAAAUCAGUUUCUUGGAGAAGUAUUAGUUAUAAGAAAUAAUGCUGAAGGUGAUAAUACAAUAAUUAGUGCUAAUAUUAUUCCAGUAGGUACAUGGGAUAAAGAUUGGAGUAUAGCUGGAGGGCAUCCUGCACCUAUAGGAACUCCAUCUCCAGCCAAUUAUACAAAUGCUGGUGCAGUUGAAGCACAAAAAAAUUUGCUUUUCUUUGGUCAGAUUGUGCAAGGAGGAUUAAAUCCUAUGAAUCAAUACAAUGUUCGAAUGAUGGCUAAAUAUCAUAAUACUAAAGAUAAUAUUACAAAAGCAUUAGUUGAAGCAGAAAAAUUUUCACUACUACAAGGCAAUUUUCUAUUCCCACCUUCUGGAGGUCAAGAGAACCAAAUUACACUUUCACAAGUUAAUUUCAAAAAAAUUAUAGCGAGUUUGAAAGGAACUAUUGCUAAAGGACAGCAAACUUUGAAGAAACCCCCUGGACCAGGGAAACAAAAAGCUGAUGAUCUUGUUAUAAACCAUUUUUUAGAUAAUGUUAUCAAUAACACAGAUUUAUUAGAAGAAGCUUAUAACUAUGAUCCCAUUGAAGAUUUGAGAAAACAAUUCGAGGAUUUGGAUAUCAAUCAAGCAAAACUAGCUUGA